Molecule: messenger RNA, 1543 nt
Organism: Salarias fasciatus (jewelled blenny)
Lineage: Eukaryota; Metazoa; Chordata; Actinopteri; Blenniiformes; Blenniidae
Product: leucine-rich repeat-containing protein 30-like
Exons: 8
Coding region: 249-1115 (288 amino acids)
Cellular component (GO): cytoplasm
Molecular function (GO): protein binding
Source: RefSeq, a predicted model, not a curated record
CAGAAAGUCUGAAAGUUCUCGGUUGUUUCAGUGGGUCAGCAGCAGAUGAACAUGCAGAGAACUUUCCAGAGGAACAUCUCAGAGGAACAUCCUUGGGAGGCUAAACAUCUGGAAACACCGAGGAGAGUAAAACUCCAUUAAGAAGACAUCAAGAGGCCAUCAGGAGACCAUCAGUCUUCGAAUCUUUGUUAGUCCUGGGAUUUUUCCCAGAAGGCUCUGUUUUGGACGUCUCCGCCAGGUGGAAGAGGAUGGGAGCAGCUGUCUGUAAGGAGGAGGUGAAGGAAGAGAAGAGGAGGAGCAUAGGGAGGGAGGACAGCCUGACGUCGGCCGACAGAAUCCGACGAUUCACCGUCAAACAGUUUGGAUACAACGUCUUGAUUCUGGCUCGCAGAGGACUGAAGGAGGCGCCGGAAGAGCUGUGGGAGCUGCUGGAUGUGGAGAAGUUGAACCUUUCCCUAAACAGUCUGAGGUUCCUCCCCCCUCAGCUGGCUCUGCUCUCCAACCUGGUGGUCCUCAACCUGUGGGGCAACCAGCUAAGCAGCCUGCCGGCGGAGAUCGGACAGCUGAGGAGACUUCGCGUUUUGUUUGCCUACAGAAACAAACUGAGUGAGAUUCCUGAAGAGCUCGGAGCCUGUACACAGCUGGAGGUUCUCAGUCUGGCUAACAACCAGCUGUCCUCUCUCCCGGCUUCGCUCUCCAACCUGAGCCGCCUCCGCAAACUGAACCUCAGCCACAACCUCAUCGCUCACCUCCCGGCCUGCGUCUACAGCAUGAAGGCUCUGGUGUUUCUCCAUCUGGCCUGUAACCGACUGGACAGCCUGGCGGAGAACAUACAGGCUCUGGUGGAACUCAAGAUCCUCAUCGUGGAGGGAAACAGCCUCCACACACUGCCCAAGGGUCUCUGCUGCCUCACCAGGUUGGAACUGCUGAAUCUGGACUUUAACGACAUCAAGGAUGUUCCUCAGGAGCUGCACUACCUGUCGCGGUUGGAGAGGUUAGCCUGCCAUCCUCUGGACAAAGGACUCCACAUUGUCCACAACCCGCUGCUCAAACCCAUCAAGGAGGUUCUGGAGGGCGGACUGACCGCGCUCUAUAACUACCUGAGGGCGACUUAGACCAAGGGGGCGGAGCUUUAUGUGCCUGUAGACGGCUUAGAACAAGGGAUGGAGCUUCACUAACUGAGGCCUAAGCGGGGGAAGGCCGAGGAUGACCUACAGCUAGUGGGUGAAGCUUCCUCCAUCAGGCAUCUGCAACUCUGAGAAUCGAGGGCUGAUGUCCUGUUUUUGCUCUGUCCCUGCUUCAGCGCUCCUCAGUCUGUUGUUGAAUUCAUCGUCCAGCUUGUAAAAAGCCCUACAUCAAGCCCCUGAUUGCAAUCAGCUUUGCUGCAACUGGGAGAGACCUAAAACAUGCAAGAAGAUGGUCCUCAAGGCCUUGAGUUGAAGAUCCCUGGCCAACAUGGAGACUAUUCAGAACAAGAGGGUGGGGCUUCAAGCACAUAUUAUCUGUACAGAAUAAGCAAUGGGGUUGUUUUAACUACCUGAAG